CUAAAAUUCUUGUUGUCGCUAAUUAGUGAGACCGUAAAAGAAUGGCGGAAAGCAUGAGUGGAUGUACAUACCGGGAAAUUUCAAUUUCCUCUAGUGUGGGAACAAGAUGGAAAGAAAUAAACGUCAACACAGGUACAUCAGCAAGUACUUUGCAAGAUAUCAAAGUUCCAGAUAGUUGUGGAGGAUACACUUACAAUGACAGUGGCUUAUCACAGUCUCCAGUUCGUAACCGCUUCAUUUACUGGAAAACCAGUAAAGAUAUUCUUGAAUUGGUUGAACAGAGUUUAGACUUUGACCUAGUUGGUUCUCAUGUGAUGUUCCGGUUUCAGGACACCCAGAUUUUAGAUGGAAUAUCAAUAACCGAGUCACAUGAUAGUGUUGUAAUCUUAGUAGCUACAGUUGCAAGUGUACACAGAUUAUUAUUUCCUCAUCCAGUUAAACUACAAAGACAGGAUAUGGGUUAUACUACAUCUGACCAGCCUAUUCCUUCCAUUUUCUUAAAUGCUUCAAUAGCUAAUGCCACAGACCCUAGAAACAAACACAUGAUCAACACAGCUGGUACAAUUACAUCACAAUUGAACUGUGCAUCCACAUUCUUGAAGACUGAUGGUGAAGCACUUUUUGCUUUUUCCAGUAAUGCUGGUAAUCUAUUGUUGGUGAAGAUGCCCCCUGUAGAUAAGGAAGGAGGUGUUGUCCAGCAGUUUGAGUUAGCACAGUCAUCUAUGAUGAAAAAAUUAUGGAGUGGUAUAAUGAGAAGUAACCAAGAUGUAUCUGAAUCCCCAACCAGUAUCGUUGUACAGCCAUUCAAAGGAGAUCCCUAUAUAUUUACAGUGUGUAGAGACUAUAAACUGAGGAUAUGGUCAGCAAAUACAUUUGAAUGUGUUUUUGUUUUUAAUAUGUUGGAUUUAUGUCCAGAAAAGGCCCAGAAUCACCCAACACCAUGUGCAGGGCAUUUAAUACGGAAAGUUCUCAGCAAUGAUGACAGCAACCUUAGAUUUAGUGUAUAUUUGAAUUUUCCCAAUGGAAAUCAGUUUGUUCACAUACAGCCAGAUGUAGGAAGAAUGCAUGUUCAUCACAUAGAAACAAUUAGUGGAAAUGAGGAUGACUUGAUAGAUUAUUGUGUAACAGAUGACCAGCUGCUGACUUUGUUGACUGACAAAUCAGGAGAAUGUACUGCAAGAAUCAGGGAUGAAAGAAGCCUGAACUGGACAGAAGUGAUUUUACAGUCAACUGAAGGUGAAGACUUGUUAGUCCCAUCACAUAGGGACCCAAGAGAGGUUUAUAUAGAACACAUAUUCCAUCCUGGGAGAUUUCACUUGCAAGACAUACGCAAAGCUUUAAAUGUCUGCAGGCGAUCUUUGGACAAUAUCUCUAUGUUUGAUAAUUUAGGACAAGUGAACACAUUGAAAGAAGAAGUGACCUUAGCUGUAGAAGAUGCUAUUCGCACAGCAGCCUCAGCCAAUGAAUUAGCUGAGGAAGACUAUUACCAAUUACAAUUAGAUGAGUGGUCCAAAUUCUACUCCUGUUGCACACAGUACCAUGAGGUUGGAUCCAGAAUGACAGGGUUGUUAGCUGACCCAGUCACAGGCAUGAUUUGUUUCAUCAAAAAGGGUGGAAUAAGUUAUGUGAGGCAAUGUGACAGGAUAGAAGAACUAUUCCUUGGUAGUGGUCAGUGGUUAGAACAGGAAGAAAAUGACUUGCAAGAUCUAUCCCUAAAGGAUGAUAUACGAACAUUAUCUGAGUGUCUACAGCUGGUUGAUGGAAAGUUAACAGAAGAUAUAACUGCUCAAUUUGAAUACCAGAUUUCUCUUAAAGAAGAUGUGAAGAAUCUUGCAGAACAGAUUGUAGAUGAAAUGUUCUUUAAUACAAGUCUGAUAGACAAUUCAACAGCAACUGAUUCACUGGCUUACCUUCUACAAAAUAUGGAUGACAUACAACUGGCAUUGAGAACAGUUUUACAGUCACUAGACAUACAACAGAGAGGAGCAGGAGAACAAGACUUCAUGAUGGACACUUCAGAUAUCAAUGCCAACCAGAAACUUUCAUGUGAGAGACUGUUUAUAAGUUCUACUGGUGUUGAUAUCUUGUCUAAAUCACUCCAACAGAUAUCAGCCAUUCGACUCAUCGUGGUCACAGAUUUACUUAUUCUAAUGGUUGCAGCACUAAGGCUUGAAGAUAAGUCUGGUCUUACACAAACAAGUGCAUCUGAAAUUGAUGAUGAAUUGAUACCAAAUACAUGUGUGCUUAUUAAAGCCUACAUGACAUUGAAAUGGACAACAGAAACAAUCGCAACCAGUGCACAAACAAGUUCCAUGGAGUUUAAUGUGAGACAGUUGGCCUCCUUGGAAAUAGGACCAGGAUUAGGUGGUAUUCAGUUCAAGGGAGGCAACCAGAACAUGACUAUCACUGAGAUGUUUUUGAAGGGAGAAGGAGGAAAUCAAGUGAGAAUAAAGCUUGCCAAAACUGGAUGCAUGGAUGAGGACCCAUGUGCUACAUGGACCAUAGCAGUGUUGGGACUUGCAAGAUUUACAGCUGAAUUAUUAUGGCCAAUUAAUGAAAGCUUUUUAUUCCCAGAACAUCUAAUGGAAUGUUGUCAGUAUCUACCCCUUCAGCAAUAUGUUAAUCAGCUUAGCGAGUUUUGUGAUGUGAACGAGUCGUCCCUCAAAUUCAUGCUAGGAAUGGCUUAUUUGCAUUUUGAUGAACCAGAAAAAGCCACACAGUGCUUUACUGAGGCUAGUAAAGGGGUUGCCAAUGAACCAUUUCUCAGAGAAAAGAUUAUCCAAUCAGACGAAGUAGAAGUUAGACAGUUGGAAGUUCUUUAUUACCUAAAGGUAUUGAAGCAGUUUGAAGAAUUUGGUGCACCUGAUGUUGUGGUUUCAUUUGCCAAGACAGCCAUUAGUAUAGCAGAUGAUGAUGAUCCUAAUGUGGCAACUUUAUGGUCAAAGGUGUUUAAGUAUGAAUUAGAAUUAGAGCACAAUGAAGAGGCUUACAGUGCUAUGAUUGCCAACCCAGAAUCUUCAAGGAGGAAGGAUUGUUUAAGACAGUUACUAGUGACAUUAAGUGAGAGAGGAGAUCUACAAUCUAUUGUUUCCUUUCCAUACAUUGACCUUGAAGAUGAAGUUGUGUCCAUACUAGAGAGCCGAGCCAGAUCUGUGGAUUUGACAUCACAGAAUUAUUAUGACUUGUUGUAUGCCUUUCAUGUCAACAGAACAAACUGGAGAAAAGCUGGAAGUGUGAUGUAUGAACAUGCAAUGAGACUGAGUCGUGAAUGUCCUGGAAAAAGAGGUCUGCAGAGACAAGCACAAUGUUAUUUGGCAGCUAUGAAUGCAUUACGGCUAGUGGAUUCUCAAUAUGCUUGGAUUGUUAAGCCUGUUCCUUCUGCUAAACCAAAGGUAUUCCAUGGCGAUUACACUGUAUAUUCACCAAAGCGUUUAUACGAUGGGAUUGAGAAGCAAGAAAUUAUGAUGAAGAAGCUGGAGAUUGUUGAACUUGUUGAUAUUGAGAAAGAGUUUAUGUUGGUGGAUGCUAGACUAAGAUUGUAUGGAAAAGAAUCUGACCAAGGUUUUCAUUCUGGGCCGAUCUCCCGCCCAGAUGAAAUUGUAGGACAGCUAGUUAAUGUAGGACUCUAUGACAGAGCUGUGAUUAUAAGUCAUUUGUUCAAUCUCAAAUUACAUACUGUAAUGGAAAGUUUAGCAUUAAGAUGUGUCAAUUUAGCAAGAUCAAAUGUUGGUAUCAUGGCAACAGACUGUUAUGACUGGCUUCAGGAUAAUAAUGUGACCUUGUCUUGUGUAAUGCAGAAUUCAAGUGCAGCAGAUAUGGGCUGGAGUUUAUUACAAAACUACCUGGAGAUGUAUGAAGAGAAAACAUCACAGUAUCACAGAUGUGUGGCUGUUAAACUUUUGUCACAUGGGUUCCCACUACCAACAUGGCUUGUCAACUCAUUCAAGAAAAUAAACAUGAGUGAGUUACUAAAGAUUUAUAUAGAUUUUGACUUGUUAGAAGAUGGAGUCCUGUUGACCAUGGAAUAUAUUGAUGCUGUUGUUGAUUCUUUAACUGGUCAAGAAAGAACUCAGUUUGGUUUAAAGGGUUGUGGAACACAAAUUUCCCAAUCAUCAUGGCUACCAUAUACAUACAUAGAUCAACUACUAUUAGGAUUAAAAGAUAAUAGACACGAACGAAUUUAUGAGUUGUAUGACACUCUCCACACAAAGCUGCUGCAUUAUUUUAGGAGAGUAGAAACUUUGUCAGACCUAUCAACAUCACCUUAUUGAGUGACUCAGGCUAUCAACAUCACCUGAUAGAGUGACUCUCAGGCUAUCACCAUCACCUGAUUGAGUGACAGAUAAACCAUGCUAUUAAAAUCACCUGAUAAAGAGGCAGAUAAAUCAGACAAGUUCUAUUAACAUCAAUGAUUAAAAACUUUUAAAUGAUUGACAAAGAAUGAACUAUUUAAUUUGUUCCUUCAUUAAAAUUUUGAUGUCACUACCAUUA
Molecule: messenger RNA, 4491 nt
Organism: Mytilus trossulus (common blue mussel)
Lineage: Eukaryota; Metazoa; Mollusca; Bivalvia; Mytilida; Mytilidae
Product: nuclear pore complex protein Nup160-like
Exons: 35
Coding region: 42-4271 (1409 amino acids)
Cellular component (GO): nuclear pore
Molecular function (GO): structural constituent of nuclear pore
Source: RefSeq, a predicted model, not a curated record